CUAGCUUAUCUCGAUUUGGUCGACGAAAAAAGAUGACAUGUGUGCUGAAUAUAAUUCAGUGGGCGUUACUAUAUGUUGAAUGCACAGAUAUUCAAGACUAAGGUUGUCUGAUCGGCGGGGAGUCCUGAGCUAUGCUGCGGAACGUUUCUCAUCUGUUUGGACAUGGGCUCACCAGGGAGACCCCAUUAUCCUCAGCCCAUAAACAUUAAGCGUCUCGCCGACGAAUGUCCGUUAAGAAUGCUAUCGUGUGCCACUGUAUUGCGGCGAGAGGCGACUCGAGCUUCUGUGUUGGCAGCCUACCGAGAUAAUAGUGGGACAUUCACAUUGGAUAUCGCGCGAGUGAAACCUUUCCGUCAAGUCGUUAAUGGAGACGAAAUUGUCGUCUGUGCUUGUGUAAUCAAUGCUCGCUUGGUUUUAAUCGUCGGAGAAACGCAGCAUGAAUAAACGCAUAUUGAACACAAAACCGGUUUUAGAGAGAAUGAUCUUGUCGUCAUGACCUCGUCCGUUUUCAAAGAAUCUUUCGUAAAAAAUGAAUGUGAGAUUUUAAGAAUGAAAAUAAUUACU
Atta colombica is the source of this 564-nucleotide messenger RNA. RefSeq lists its product as uncharacterized. The transcript has a single exon. NCBI's taxonomy places the organism in Eukaryota, Metazoa, Arthropoda, Insecta, Hymenoptera, Formicidae. The coding region runs from base 163 to 444 and encodes 93 amino acids. The record is from RefSeq and is a predicted model, not a curated record.